Callorhinchus milii (elephant shark) is the source of this 1431-nucleotide messenger RNA. It is a transcript of the gene ca4a, whose product is annotated as carbonic anhydrase IV a. The transcript is spliced from 8 exons. Gene Ontology annotation, cellular component: plasma membrane. The record is from RefSeq and is a predicted model, not a curated record. Gene Ontology annotation, molecular function: carbonate dehydratase activity; zinc ion binding. Lineage: Eukaryota; Metazoa; Chordata; Chondrichthyes; Chimaeriformes; Callorhinchidae. Bases 111 to 1055 code for a protein of 314 amino acids.
AGACUAUAAAAAGACGAGCAGAAAGUGAGAUCGCACUCACUAUCACAAGUAAUAUAUCUCAGUGACCUCUUCUUCACUGUAGGAGCUGGAAUAGGGGGAGGGCAAAAAGCAUGCAAGCCUUUCUGAUCAUCUUCGUCAGCUUCUGGUUACCUUAUUCCAGUCUGGCAUCAGGCAAUUGGUGCUACACGAGCCAGGAUGCCAGUUGUGAUUGGUUCCUCUCUCUAGGCCCUGAUCAUUGGUCGGUCAACCACCCAGAUUGUGGAAAGCAAAAGCAAUCCCCCAUCGAUAUUGUAACCAAAAUGGCAAACCAUCUGCCUUCACUAUGCUCCUUCGUAUUCCGGGGCUAUGACCAGAUUCCGACCAAAAAGCCCAUGAUAAAGAACACUGGGCACUCAGUUCAGGUGACACUCGAGGAGACUAACACCAUCAGUGGCGGAGGCCUGGCCAACACAUACAAAGCGCUUCAGCUGCACUUUCACUGGGGGACAACCACCACACCUGGAGCAGAGCACACCAUAGAUGGCACCAGAUACCCUAUGGAGAUGCACAUAGUCCACAGGAACGAAAAGUACAAAAACAUGGAGGAGGCCCUGAAUCACACUGAUGGUGUGGCUGUGCUGGGGUUCCUGUUCAAAGAAACCAAAGAGAUUAAUUCGAACUACAAAGACAUAAUUAACCACUUGAACGAUGUCAAGUCAAAUGAUCAGAAAGUGUCUAUGACCCCCUUUGCCUUGAAGUCAUUGCUCCCAAGCGAUACAGACCUGAAACACUAUUAUCGUUACGAGGGUUCGUUGACUACCCCAAGCUGCCAGGAAGCCGUGAUCUGGACCAUCUUCCCCAAUCCCAUUCCUCUCAGGAAGGACCAGCUCAAUGCAUUUCCAACGAGUUUGUAUUUCAGCAAAGAAUCGGAGAAACCCAAACCCAUGGUGUCCAACUACAGACCUAUUCAGAAGCUGAAUAACCGAGUUGUCUACACAUCGAAGGGGGUCAGACCCACCAGCGCUGCUGUGCUGACAGUCGUUUUUGUGGCCUAUCUGUCUACUUCAUUCAACUGAGCCCCCCCUCCCACCCCCAUCUCAUCUGCACAGCCCCUCUCACCUUCCCAGUGCAACGGACGUCAAAGGGGAAGGUCUGUAAAUCAGGUGCCUCAAACCAAAAUCAGUAUCCAUUGUUCUCGCUAACCAGCGUCCACUUCCCAUCACUGUGAUCCUGAGCCCACCAAAGACAAGAAAUCAUCUGUACCUCCCUCUCUUUCCCUCUCUUCCUCUCUCCCUCGCCCUCUUCUUCUCGCCUUCAUUUCUACUGAAGGUGUGUGGGCCGGUGGGGGAAAGGUAGAGGUGAGGGAGGUGAAUGUGGGGAAGGGUGAAUAGAAUAGAAUAGAAUAGAAUAGAAUAGAAUAGAAUAGAAUAGAAUAGAAUAGAAUAGAAUAGA